AUGUUUCAAAUCCUUUUCACCUUUAUAGUGGUAUGGCUUAUUACUUACGGCUUAAUUCCCGUGGUAAAAUUAUGGCAAUGCGGUUGUAAGCAUCCUAUUCCUAUACCAUUCUUUGGUACCAUGUUAUGGAUAUAUAUAAAUGGCUUUCAAAAAUGCUACAUAGAAUGGAAUCGUAAAUAUGGGCAAUUUUACGCUGCAACUCGAGGACACGACUUGAUUUAUAUGGUAAGCGACCCUAUUUACCUCAAGGAAAUUCUGGUUAAAAGUUUCUCUAAUUUCCAUAAUCGAAGAAUGUUCCCACUUUUUAAUAAAUAUUUUGGCAAGUCAGUUUUUGUGACUAGAGACGAACAAUGGCGUGUGACCCGGAAGCUCAUAUUACCUACUUUUACUUCUCACAAAAUGAAAACCGAUAUGUUUCCUCUCGUUAUUAAAUGCGCUUCUAAAAUGGUCGGAUAUUUAAAGGACUCCUUGAGUAACGAUCCAAUUGUCAAUACUAAAGACAUUUUUGGAUGUUACACGAUGGACACAAUCGCUUCAACCGCUUUUGGAUUAGAGUUGGAUUCGCACAAAGAAAUCAAUCACGACUUUGUCAGAAAUGCGAGAAAGGUGUUUGAAUUCAACGUGACGAGGCCGAUAUUUGCCUUAAUAGAAAUUUUUCCCGUGAUAAUUCCUUUGGUGAAUUACUUUAAGCUAUCAAUUAUUGAAGAUUCGACAGCCAAUUUUUUUUCAGGUAUCGUUGAAGAUACCAUUCAAAAGCGGCAAAAGUUUAAUAUAGUUAGAAACGAUUUUCUGCAAUUACUCGUCGACUCCAACAAAGCAUAUAAUUUAAGUCACUCUAAUUCAAAUGAGUCGCAAAAAGCAAAUAGUUGUAUCUAUGAUAAUAAUGGGUCCAAAGAUUUAAACACUAAUAAAAUUUCUGAUGGCAUAACCUCACAGGAAGAUGGUGGCACGGAAAUUAAGGAAGGAAUUGAUAAAGAAACUGCAUCAACCUCUGGAUUGUCUAAAGAACAGUAUAUUGCUAACGCGUUAUUUUUUUUCAUAGCCGGCUAUGAGUCAACUGCAAAUGCUUUAGGUUGGGUAGCUCGCACUUUAGCCUGGAAACCUGAAGUUCAAGAGACACUGAGGCAGGAAAUUAAGCAAAAAAUUAGUCAAAAACGUAAACUUCUAAAUUCAGAUUCAACCUCUAUUUCUGACAUAAUAGACUACGAGGAUGUCACAAAUUUAAAAUAUAUGGAUCAAGUUAUUAAAGAGGUUAUGAGAUUACACCCCCCAAUCACAUUUUUUGAUAGAAUGGCAGAGGAGGACUAUUAUUUGGGAGACACAUUAAUUAAAAAAGGCACUGUCAUUGUCGUACCUGUCUAUGCCUUGCACCGAGAUGAAAAUAUUUGGGCAUCACCUAAUGAAUUUGAUCCGAAAAGAUUUGACAUAGAUGAUACUGCUAUGGAACAUCAGUAUAAUUUUAUGCCAUUUGGUUAUGGUCAGAGACAGUGUGUGGGCUUACGUUUUGCCAUGAUGGAAAUCAGAAUUGGUCUAACUUUAAUACUAGGGUCCGACAUACAAUUUUUUUUGGCACCUGGAGACAUUGAUUCUGAUUUAACUCCUGACAACACAAAAUUUAAAAAAAAUGGCAUAAAUUAUCCUAUAAAUGGAAUAAAAGUGGGAGUAAGAUACAUCAAAAAUAAAUGA
Messenger RNA from Gordionus sp. m RMFG-2023, 1686 nucleotides. RefSeq names its product cytochrome P450 3A24-like. Bases 1 to 1686 code for a protein of 561 amino acids. The record is from RefSeq and is a predicted model, not a curated record. NCBI's taxonomy places the organism in Eukaryota, Metazoa, Nematomorpha, Gordioida, Chordodea, Parachordodidae. The transcript has 6 exons. Gene Ontology annotation, molecular function: iron ion binding; heme binding; steroid hydroxylase activity.